This is a messenger RNA of Bipolaris oryzae ATCC 44560, 2436 nucleotides long. RefSeq lists its product as uncharacterized. Bases 1 to 2436 code for a protein of 811 amino acids. The record is from RefSeq and is a predicted model, not a curated record. Gene Ontology annotation, molecular function: zinc ion binding; RNA polymerase II cis-regulatory region sequence-specific DNA binding; DNA-binding transcription factor activity, RNA polymerase II-specific. Gene Ontology annotation, biological process: regulation of transcription by RNA polymerase II; DNA-templated transcription. Lineage: Eukaryota; Fungi; Ascomycota; Dothideomycetes; Pleosporales; Pleosporaceae. The transcript is spliced from 2 exons. Gene Ontology annotation, cellular component: chromatin.
AUGAGCGCAUUCACAUUCGCAUGGCUUAUUCUGGAUCAAAGUGAUCUGCUUGUUCGCCAUGAGCGGCUCACGCAUCGCAAGGGCCAAGACAACCAGCAGAAUCAUGUCCAAUCCCCUGCUGAGAGCGUCUACACACCUGCAGAGACGCGCCCCAACAAACGACUUCGGUCGAGCAUCGAUGCUGGUCGUCCAGUUCCAGAAAUAUCCAGCAUGAUGGCUUCGCCAGCUGUUGUGGAUGUGCAGUCGUCCAUGCACCAGCCUUCGAGAUCGCACGCGUCCAUGACGUUUGGCCUACAUAGCGGGUACUCUCUGACCGCGCUAUCAAUGGCUGCCGAGUACCAGGCACUCCAUGGCAAUAUGGUGGACCGAGCUGCUCACGCAAUGCCGACACCUCUGCCUUCCCAACCUGAGACGAUUGCUACGACAGUAGAAACCCAACAUACAAUUGUCCCGACGGAACAUGCCAAUAGCUUCUAUGGAUCUACAAUAUCAAAUUCGCUAGACAGUCUUGCUGUGUUCCUAGAUAGUGAGCCGCUGGACUCGUACCACUUUUCGUCACUGAUCAACACUGAACAGCCCAUACCAUUCUUCUCACCCGACUCGCUUGGCUAUGACCAGCAAUUGAUAUCUGAUCCUAGCAGAACCACAGCGCCAAUGACUGGUUGGCGACAGGUUCACUCUGAUGAGCCUCCUUCGCUCUCGCGCUUUGGGUCACGAUUUCCAUCCCUGCAACCAGAAGAGCCUGUAAUACCAGAGCCAUCCACACGCAACAGGCCAAUUUCCGAAAUAUCACAUGGAGAUCGGCAAAGAAUUCUCAAGAUGCUUACUGAGUUCUGCUCUGUCAUACCUACCGACUUUGUCCUCCCAACUCGGUUAGCCUUAUGCAGGUAUAUUGCAGCUUAUAUCAACGGCUUCCACGAACACAUGCCAUUGCUCCAUAUAUCAACCAUUUCUGUGGAUACUUGUUCGGUUGAGCUGCUGUUGGCACUAGCUGCAGUUGGAACGCAGUAUACGUUCGAAGGCGAAAAGGGGGUAGAGCUGUUUAACAUCAGCAAGGCAAUUGCGACAGAGCGAAUCAGGAGGCGCGACGCACGCCUAGUGAAGCUUCAGUACCAUUCGCCGUCAAGCUGUACAUCGCCAAACAAUUACGAGAAUGAGUCUUGUUCGCGAAGUCCUCAGCACAAGGGUUCUACCACUGGUCCGCUCGGCCUACCAUCAGAUGACAUGACUGUUCCAGGAGAGGAUCUCAUGCAGACCGCCCAGGCCCUCUUCCUGCUGAUGGCUUUAUCUACUUGGGCCAAGCAUAAAGAAAUUCUAAGAGAAGCGCUCGCCAUCCAGAGUAUCUUGGCAACACUCAUCCGAGAUGACGGGCUCGAGAUUGAACCGCUCCACAGCGACAUAUCUUGGGCAGACUGGAUCCGCCGAGAAACUGUCAAGCGAACAAAGUUUAUCGUCUACGGCUUUUCUAAUCUACACUGCAUCGUCUACAACAUUCCACCAUUUAUGCUAACAAGCGAAGUUAAGCUUACGUUGCCCUGCAACGAAGCCGAGUUCAGAGCAUCAACCGAAGCCUCGUGGCGAGAAGCCCGAAAGAAAGAAAUCCCAGAAGUGCUAUUCCAAGAUGCCUUAAAGCGGCUAUUCACCAAGCAAGGCCGGGGCGUCACAGAAGUCAACUCGUCCUUAGGAAACUACGCCCUGAUCCACGCCCUGAUCCAACACAUCUUCUUCCUCCGCCAAGUAGCCCGCUGCCGCUUCGAAGGCCCCGGCGACCUCAGCACCGAAGACGUAGCGUCCCUCGAAAACGCCCUACGAAACUGGCAAAUCGGCUGGCGCAAAAACCCCGAAUCCUCUCUCGAUCCCAUGAACCACAACGGCCCUGUAGCUUUCAAUUCGACCGCCCUCCUCCGCCUCGCCUACAUCCGCCUCUACGUCGACACCGCAGGCCGCGCCCUCGAAACACGAGACCCAGUGCUAAUCGCCAACGCCUUCCGCGCCGGCCCAGCAAUCCGUCGGUCCCCGAAAAUUACAAGAGCAGUCUUGCAUUCCGCCCAAGCCCUCUCCAUCCCUAUCAAAAUCGGCUACCGUCUCGUUGCCAAAACCCAAUCUUUCAUCUGGAGCAUCCAGCACUCACUGUGUACGCUUGAAUGCGCAUAUCUAAUGAGUAAAUGGUUUGAAGCCCUUGCAACGCCCAACCCGGAUCCGCCCUUGACUGAAGACGAGAACAAAAUCGUGGCGAUUGUGAAGAGUAUGCUUGAUGAAACGGAGUUUGCGCUGCAGCUAGAUGUCCCGGCUGAUUCGCCGCAUUUCAUGCGCCAGCUUAGUGCAGCGGUGCUGAGGGUGUGGGCUAUGAUUUUUAGAGGGUCCGAAACGUGGGCGAUUGUGGACGUGAUUGGGAGUGCGUUGAAUCUUUAUGCUGAUAUGUUGGAAUCGGGGUGA